AUGUCUUCCUUGCGACCGCGCGUCAUACCAUGCAUCACCACGAUGUUUUUUCUCUGGAUGUAUGUCUCCGCCUCGCCAACAUGCCCAGGUAACAAUAUAACCAUCCGGGAUUCAGUAACGAGGCAUAUUCAGUGCCAGAAAUGCCUCGUAUGUCCAGCGGGGCAGGGUCUCUCUGUGGACUGUGGUGAUGUAAUUACACCACAGACAGCCAUAGUUUGUAAGCCGUGUGAACAAGGGAUGACUUAUUCAUCCAAAAGCGAGGCUGGUGCAUGCAAGACUUGUACGAAUUGUGGAGAAUAUCGAGAGACCAUAAAAUCUUGUAGUCUGACUUCUAAUGCAGUGUGUGGGAAGAACUGCAAGCUUGGAACUUACCCGGAAGGUAUGCUCAGCACGUGUAGACCAUGUUCAGCUUGUUGUAACGACGGAAACGACAUCUUCGAGCCACAAUGCCAAGUGCCAAGGGUGCCAAAAAAUAAACAAUGCAGUGAGCUGAGAUCAGAGAAGUGCAGCAAGAAGAUAGCUUCUGCAAGAGUCAACACAACGGUGGAGGGGAAUCACCCAGCUUCAUCACCAUCAACCCACACAGGAUUACGAAUGUCCCCCCCGGUCACAAGGCGCGCUGCACAGGAUUCAGCCUCCACAAACGAUGUCUCUCUAUCAAAUGGUGCGAUAAUUGGUGUUGUAGUUGGCGUUGUAUUUGUGGUUUUGAUCCUGCCAACGGUUAUCUAUAUCGUAAAAACAAGGCGCAAAUGGCAACCAUGUGAAAAGGCUGAUGAUAAGGAUCGGGAAAUGCAACAUGCCACGGAGGCCAAAGAAGAAAGUGGUGAAUGUAAUAGAAAAGAAGAGCGUGACGAAGCAGGGUCUCUGGAGCCUCGCAUAGGAGGGGUGGAGGAAACAGGACAACCGGGUCCACAUAGCAGUUCAGCUUUAGACCGCAAGCCACUGGAUUCCACUCAAGGAUCACACCUGUAGCCUGAAGCCCAAUGUCAACCAAUGAUUUGAGGAACUGGUCAUUAUUUAUCGCCUGAGGAAGAGGGGUCGGGGGACUUUGGUUGUCGGUCGACAUGAAGUUUACCUGAUCCCCCCCAAAAAAUCCUCUGAUCCCACUAACAUUCAGGCGAUGAAGAGUGACUGGUCUGUAACGUCAAACGUCAGAAUUAAAAGAAAGAAAAUUAAAUUGAUUUUGUAAUA
Molecule: messenger RNA, 1191 nt
Organism: Pocillopora damicornis (cauliflower coral)
Lineage: Eukaryota; Metazoa; Cnidaria; Anthozoa; Scleractinia; Pocilloporidae
Biological process (GO): Rho protein signal transduction
Cellular component (GO): cell surface; plasma membrane
Molecular function (GO): coreceptor activity; death receptor activity; nerve growth factor binding
Source: RefSeq, a predicted model, not a curated record